Messenger RNA from Leptidea sinapis, 1062 nucleotides. Its product is annotated as protein FAM161A-like. Bases 70 to 1062 code for a protein of 330 amino acids. Gene Ontology annotation, biological process: cilium organization. The transcript has 6 exons. Lineage: Eukaryota; Metazoa; Arthropoda; Insecta; Lepidoptera; Pieridae. The record is from RefSeq and is a predicted model, not a curated record. Gene Ontology annotation, cellular component: cilium.
CCUCUAAGGAGCAGGCGUACCAGUCUCUCUACAAAAAGACGAGGUAUAACUGUUCCAAAACCGUUUAAAAUGACUGAAAGGGAUGAAGAAGAUCGUAUAGUCAACGAACUGCGUUCCAUACAAAAGUCAUUUUCCGAAGACAUGCUCGAUCGGAAAUGUAAAAGAAAAGGUUUCAGGGCAAACCCAGUACCCAUAGAGUCCCGGAUACUGUUGUAUGAUAAGAUUAUGGAAGACCAAGCGAUGAGGAGAGCAAUAACAAAAAUCAACAGUGAAGCAGAAUUGAGAGCCCAAAUGAAACCGUUCAGUUUUACAAAGCGCGAGGAAAAUGGUUCUGGUCUUUGUGAAAGAGCCUGUCAUAUUGUGCCUAAGACCAAAAAGAAGAAGCGAUUCAGGGCCCGACCUGUACCUAAAAGUUUAUUUUCCAAUUACUUUUAUAACAAAGUAAAAGAGGACAACUUCUUCAGGAGCAUGAACCGUCGAAUCAGAGCUGAAGAGAUGUUACGUAACGCAAUUACUCCGGGGACCAUGACGUCUCGAGAACGAAGCCGGCUGUCCACUCCUGGAGCUCAUAGUGACCUGCCCGUAGACCCGUCGCCUGCUGCACCCUCCGUCACCUCGUCCGACUAUCUACGAUCUAGUCCUACGAAAACCCUCCGCAAAAACAAAACCUUUAUUACUACCAGCCCUCAACCAUUUCGUUUAAAUACUGCUGAUAGAGCUGAUAAAAAGAUGAAAGAUAUAGUGAGAAAAAUAAAUAGUGACAGCAAAUGUUCGAUCAGUUCAAACAGCAACCAGGAUAACUGUGGAUCCAGUAAAGCAUACUCCGCUUUAGAAUUGAAAGGUGUCGAGUCAGGAAGAUCUAAUUUAGCAGCCAUUCUGCGGGCAGAGGCAGUAAGAAGGAGAUUUGACUUAGAAGCGGCGCAAAGCAUGGCAGAACAGAGACGACGAAACGAAAUGAAGUAUCGAGGCCGUUUGCUACGAUCAAACCCAGCUUGGUAUCUUGUGAAGAAUAAGUAUGGUUAUGGUUUAUUAUCUUUCUCAAAAACACCUACGGAAUGUUAA